AUGGUCAUCGAACUGUAUCAAUUACCUUACUCUGCUCCUUGCCUACAAGUAAGAAUGGUUGGUAAAAUCCUCAACAUUCCCAUUGAGACUAAACAUCUUGAUCUGGAGAAAGGUGAACACUUAAAACCCGAAUUUCUGAAGAUCAACCCUUUCCACUGUAUUCCGACCAUGGUUGAUGAUGGAUUUGCUUUAUGGGAAAGUCGGGCAAUCAUGACUUAUUUGGUUAACAAGUAUGCACCUGAAAGCAGUCUUUAUCCCAAAGACGCGAAAGCUCGUGCAACUGUCGAACGAUGGCUUUACUGGGACACUGGUUCACUCUACGCGACUCUUUUCUCGUACUAUAUAGUUAUUAUCGAAGGAGGUAAACCAGAUCCAGCAGUUGCUACACUUUUCAUGGAUAAAGUUAAGCUUCUUGAUGAGGCCCUUGCAAAGACCAAGUACUUGUGCGGAGACAACAUUACUUUGGCUGACCUCUCUGUUUUGUGUAGCAUAAGCGCUGCUAAAGGUGCAGACUUUGAUCUUAGUGCAUACAAAAAUAUUGAACGUUGGUUGAAGACACUGGAAACUAACUCUGCUAGUUGGUGGAAAGAGUUGGUCACUGACCCUAUCAAAGAUUUCCGAGAAUUCCUUCGAAAUUGUUCUCGUUAA
This is a messenger RNA of Tetranychus urticae (two-spotted spider mite), 648 nucleotides long. RefSeq names its product glutathione S-transferase 1. Gene Ontology annotation, biological process: glutathione metabolic process. The record is from RefSeq and is marked provisional. Lineage: Eukaryota; Metazoa; Arthropoda; Arachnida; Trombidiformes; Tetranychidae. Gene Ontology annotation, molecular function: glutathione transferase activity.